Molecule: messenger RNA, 576 nt
Organism: Dermochelys coriacea (leatherback sea turtle)
Lineage: Eukaryota; Metazoa; Chordata; Testudines; Dermochelyidae
Product: bolA-like protein 3
Exons: 1
Coding region: 42-359 (105 amino acids)
Source: RefSeq, a predicted model, not a curated record
CAACUCCUUAUCUAAAUACCCUGUGGCCCACUCGCCAGGACAUGGCCACCGCCAUCAGUGCCGGUAUCCUGGGCCGCGGCCCCAGGAUCCUUCUGCUGUGCCACACGUGGAGAACGUUUGCUUCGCAGACUGAUGGGGAAGCCAGGGUGAUGCAGGUCCUCCAAGAAAAAUUCCCUUUGGCCAUCAAAGUAGUGGAUAUAUUAGGAGGCUGUGGAGCAAUUUAUGAAAUUCAUAUAGAAUCUGAAGAAUUUAAAGAAAAGAGAACUGUCCAGCACCAUCAGAUGGUUAAUCAGGCACUAAGUGAAGAAAUUAAAGCAAUGCAUGGACUACGGAUAUUCACAUUUAUUCCAAAACACUGAAGAUUAACCAGGCAGCAUGGUUAGAAACCUGUGUGGAGAUGGGACACCUGUGGCCAUGAGACAAAUCAGGAAGUUUGUAUUUUUGGAUUAGUGACUUGUUUAUCUUUAAAUAAUCAAUAUUUAAAGGUGUUAAAACAAGGACAGUAAGUAUUUCACAAGCUAUUUAAAGAGAUCCUAUUUCAUGAUUGAUUUCUUAUCCUUUCAUAAAGUACCUGAU